Dicrocoelium dendriticum is the source of this 9225-nucleotide messenger RNA. The record is from the annotation of a GenBank genome assembly. NCBI's taxonomy places the organism in Eukaryota, Metazoa, Platyhelminthes, Trematoda, Plagiorchiida, Dicrocoeliidae.
AUGGAAUCCAUGGCUCGACGAUUGCCACAAAGACCUCCGAGACAAACAGAGGUGAAGUACAGAGCACCAGUGGUGAAUCAGGAACAUCCACUGCCGCCACAAAGCAAAACACGACUACAAUCCACAUCAAAAGCACCCACCGAACUCACAUUCACAUACACAACAUCCACUCCAAUAAAGACAGUGUCCACCGAAACCGCUAACGUGAGUACACAAAGCACCAAGUACAUUCACACCCUAAGUGCCACCCCAACUAUCAAUAUCAAUGAAACGUCCUCCGCAAACCUCACCGCCACAGAAACACACACGAAACGUCAAUCCGAAUCACAACCACAGACACAACCACAUUCCGAAGCACAAUCACAAUCCGAAUCGCUUUCCGAAACAUUUACAACAUCUGAAUUCUCACACGCACCAUGCACAGCAAAUGAAACACAAACAUACGAGACCACAAAAACCACAACAUACACUCACAUUCCAAAUACAACUCAAGCACAAACGCAAACAAUCAACAUUAGCACUAGCACCGCCGCUACAUCACACGCUGAAUCACAGUCUACUACUGCUUACGAAAACACAACAUCCAAACUAUCUGAAACCCAAUCUACCAGCACAUACCAAUCCACAUCAAACACACCCACUGCAUCCACUUUCACUGCAUCCUCUCCAAACACGGCCACACUCACUGAAACCCCCUACACAAACAUAUCCAACGCCACCUACACUUAUAUUCACAGCGCCACCCCAACAAGCAUUCCCUCUGCAACUAACACCGCAACAGAAACACACACGCAAUAUCAAUCCGAAUCACAAUCACAUUCCGAAACAAAAUCACAAACCGAAUCAUUCUCCGAAACAAUUACGAUAUACGAAAAAUCACACGCACCAUACACACCAUAUCAAACACAAACACACGAGGCAACACAAACCACACUACACACACACAUUCCAACGCAAUCAUACGCUCAUACGCACACAACCAACACCGCCGCAUCACUACACACUGAAUCACAAUCGACUUCCAUCUACACAAACACCAGAUCAACACCCCAACAAUCGGAAGCACAAUCGACCCUCACAUCACAGUCCACAUCAAAAGCACCCACCGAACUCACAUUCACAUACACAACAUCCACUCCAAUAAAGACAGUGUCCACCGAAACCGCUAACGUGAGUACACAAAGCACCAAGUACAUUCACACCCUAAGUGCCACCCCAACUAUCAAUAUCAAUGAAACGUCCUCCGCAAACCUCACCGCCACAGAAACACACACGAAACGUCAAUCCGAAUCACAACCACAGACACAACCACAUUCCGAAGCACAAUCACAAUCCGAAUCGCUUUCCGAAACAUUUACAACAUCUGAAUUCUCACACGCACCAUGCACAGCAAAUGAAACACAAACAUACGAGACCACAAAAACUACAACAUACACUCACAUUCCAAAUACAACUCAAGCACAAACGCAAACAACCAACAUUAGCACUAGCACCGCCGCUACAUCACACGCUGAAUCACAGUCUACUACUGCUUACGAAAACACAACAUCCAAACUAUCUGAAACCCAAUCUACCAGCACAUACCAAUCCACAUCAAACACACCCACUGCAUCCACUUUCACUGCAUCCUCUCCAAACACGGCCACACUCACUGAAACCCCCUACACAAACAUAUCCAACGCCACCUACACUUAUAUUCACAGCGCCACCCCAACAAGCAUUCCCUCUGCAACUAACACCGCAACAGAAACACACACGCAAUAUCAAUCCGAAUCACAACCACAACAUCCCCACUCCGAAACAAAAUCACAAACCGAAUCACCAUCCGAAACAAUUACAAUAUACGAAAAAUCACACGCACCAUACACACCAUAUCAAACACAAACACACGAGGCAACACAAACCACACUACACACACACAUUCCAACGCAAUCAUACGCUCAUACGCACACAACCAACACCGCCGCAUCACUACACACUGAAUCACAAUCGACUUCCAUCUACACAAACACCAGAUCAACACCCCAACAAUCGGAAGCACAAUCGACCCUCACAUCGCAGUCCACAUCAAAAGCACCCACCGAACUCACAUUCACAUACACAACAUCCACUCCAAUAAAGACAGUGUCCACCGAAACCGCUAACGUGAGUACACAAAGCACCAAGUACAUUCACACCCUAAGUGCCACCCCAACUAUCAAUAUCAAUGAAACGUCCUCCGCAAACCUCACCGCCACAGAAACACACACGAAACGUCAAUCCGAAUCACAACCACAUUCCGAAGCACAAUCACAAUCCGAAUCGCUUUCCGAAACAUUUACAACAUCUGAAUUCUCACACGCACCAUGCACAGCAAAUGAAACACAAACAUACGAGACCACAAAAACUACAACAUACACUCACAUUCCAAAUACAACUCAAGCACAAACGCAAACAACCAACAUUAGCACUAGCACCGCCGCUACAUCACACGCUGAAUCACAGUCUACUACUGCUUACGAAAACACAACAUCCAAACUAUCUGAAACCCAACCUACCAGCACAUACCAAUCCACAUCAAACACACCCACUGCAUCCACUUUCACUGCAUCCUCUCCAAACACGGCCACACUCACUGAAACCCCCUACACAAACAUAUCCAACGCCACCUACACUUAUAUUCACAGCGCCACCCCAACAAGCAUUCCCUCUGCAACUAACACCGCAACAGAAACACACACGCAAUAUCAAUCCGAAUCACAACCACAGACAAAACCACAUUCCGAAGCACAAUCCCAAUCCGAAUCACCAUCCGAAACAAUUACAAUAUACGAAACAUCACACGCACCAUACACACCAUAUCAAACACAAACACACGAGGCAACACAAACCACACUACACACACACAUUCCAACGCAAUCAUACGCUCAUACGCACACAACCAACACCGCCGCAUCACUACACACUGAAUCACAAUCGACUUCCAUCUACACAAACACCAGAUCAACACCCCAACAAUCGGAAGCACAAUCGACCCUCACAUCGCAGUCCACAUCAAAAGCACCCACCGAACUCACAUUCACAUACACAACAUCCACUCCAAUAAAGACAGUGUCCACCGAAACCGCUAACGUGAGUACACAAAGCACCAAGUACAUUCACACCCUAAGUGCCACCCCAACUAUCAAUAUCAAUGAAACGUCCUCCGCAAACCUCACCGCCACAGAAACACACACGAAACGUCAAUCCGAAUCACAACCACAGACACAACCACAUUCCGAAGCACAAUCACAAUCCGAAUCGCUUUCCGAAACAUUUACAACAUCUGAAUUCUCACACGCACCAUGCACAGCAAAUGAAACCCAAACAUACGAGACCACAAAAACUACAACAUACACUCACAUUCCAAAUACAACUCAAGCACAAACGCAAACAACCAACAUUAGCACUAGCACCGCCGCUACAUCACACGCUGAAUCACAGUCUACUACUGCUUACGAAAACACAACAUCCAAACUAUCUGAAACCCAACCUACCAGCACAUACCAAUCCACAUCAAACACACCCACUGCAUCCACUUUCACUGCAUCCUCUCCAAACACGGCCACACUCACUGAAACCCCCUACACAAACAUAUCCAGCGCCACCUACACUUAUAUUCACAGCGCCACCCCAACAAGCAUUCCCUCUGCAACUAACACCGCAACAGAAACACACACGCAAUAUCAAUCCGAAUCACAACCACAGACAAAACCACAUUCCGAAGCACAAUCCCAAUCCGAAUCACCAUCCGAAACAAUUACAAUAUACGAAACAUCACACGCACCAUACACACCAUAUCAAACACAAACACACGAGGCAACACAAACCACACUACACACACACAUUCCAACGCAAUCAUACGCUCAUACGCACACAACCAACACCGCCGCAUCACUACACACUGAAUCACAAUCGACUUCCAUCUACACAAACACCAGAUCAACACCCCAACAAUCGGAAGCACAAUCGACCCUCACAUCACAGUCCACAUCAAAAGCACCCACCGAACUCACAUUCACAUACACAACAUCCACUCCAAUAAAGACAGUGUCCACCGAAACCGCUAACGUGAGUACACAAAGCACCAAGUACAUUCACACCCUAAGUGCCACCCCAACUAUCAAUAUCAAUGAAACGUCCUCCGCAAACCUCACCGCCACAGAAACACACACGAAACGUCAAUCCGAAUCACAACCACAGACACAACCACAUUCCGAAGCACAAUCACAAUCCGAAUCGCUUUCCGAAACAUUUACAACAUCUGAAUUCUCACACGCACCAUGCACAGCAAAUGAAACACAAACAUACGAGACCACAAAAACUACAACAUACACUCACAUUCCAAAUACAACUCAAGCACAAACGCAAACAACCAACAUUAGCACUAGCACCGCCGCUACAUCACACGCUGAAUCACAGUCUACUACUGCUUACGAAAACACAACAUCCAAACUAUCUGAAACCCAAUCUACCAGCACAUACCAAUCCACAUCAAACACACCCACUGCAUCCACCUUCACUGCAUCCUCUCCAAACACGGCCACACUCACUGAAACCCCCUACACAAACAUAUCCAACGCCACCUACACUUAUAUUCACAGCGCCACCCCAACAAGCAUUCCCUCUGCAACUAACACCGCAACAGAAACACACACGCAAUAUCAAUCCGAAUCACAACCACAGACAAAACCACAUUCCGAAGCACAAUCCCAAUCCGAAUCACCAUCCGAAACAAUUACAAUAUACGAAACAUCACACGCACCAUACACACCAUAUCAAACACAAACACACGAGGCAACACAAACCACACUACACACACACAUUCCAACGCAAUCAUACGCUCAUACGCACACAACCAACACCGCCGCAUCACUACACACUGAAUCACAAUCGACUUCCAUCUACACAAACACCAGAUCAACACCCCAACAAUCGGAAGCACAAUCGACCCUCACAUCACAGUCCACAUCAAAAGCACCCACCGAACUCACAUUCACAUACACAACAUCCACUCCAAUAAAGACAGUGUCCACCGAAACCGCUAACGUGAGUACACAAAGCACCAAGUACAUUCACACCCUAAGUGCCACCCCAACUAUCAAUAUCAAUGAAACGUCCUCCGCAAACCUCACCGCCACAGAAACACACACGAAACGUCAAUCCGAAUCACAACCACAGACACAACCACAUUCCGAAGCACAAUCACAAUCCGAAUCGCUUUCCGAAACAUUUACAACAUCUGAAUUCUCACACGCACCAUGCACAGCAAAUGAAACACAAACAUACGAGACCACAAAAACUACAACAUACACUCACAUUCCAAAUACAACUCAAGCACAAACGCAAACAACCAACAUUAGCACUAGCACCGCCGCUACAUCACACGCUGAAUCACAGUCUACUACUGCUUACGAAAACACAACAUCCAAACUAUCUGAAACCCAACCUACCAGCACAUACCAAUCCACAUCAAACACACCCACUGCAUCCACCUUCACUGCAUCCUCUCCAAACACGGCCACACUCACUGAAACCCCCUACACAAACAUAUCCAACGCCACCUACACUUAUAUUCACAGCGCCACCCCAACAAGCAUUCUCUCUGCAACUAACACCGCAACAGAAACACACACGCAAUAUCAAUCCGAAUCACAACCACAGACAAAACCACAUUCCGAAGCACAAUCCCAAUCCGAAUCACCAUCCGAAACAAUUACAAUAUACGAAACAUCACACGCACCAUACACACCAUAUCAAACACAAACACACGAGGCAACACAAACCACACUACACACACACAUUCCAACGCAAUCAUACGCUCAUACGCACACAACCAACACCGCCGCAUCACUACACACUGAAUCACAAUCGACUUCCAUCUACACAAACACCAGAUCAACACCCCAACAAUCGGAAGCACAAUCGACCCUCACAUCGCAGUCCACAUCAAAAGCACCCACCGAACUCACAUUCACAUACACAACAUCCACUCCAAUAAAGACAGUGUCCACCGAAACCGCUAACGUGAGUACACAAAGCACCAAGUACAUUCACACCCUAAGUGCCACCCCAACUAUCAAUAUCAAUGAAACGUCCUCCGCAAACCUCACCGCCACAGAAACACACACGAAACGUCAAUCCGAAUCACAACCACAGACACAACCACAUUCCGAAGCACAAUCACAAUCCGAAUCGCUUUCCGAAACAUUUACAACAUCUGAAUUCUCACACGCACCAUGCACAGCAAAUGAAACACAAACAUACGAGACCACAAAAACUACAACAUACACUCACAUUCCAAAUACAACUCAAGCACAAACGCAAACAACCAACAUUAGCACUAGCACCGCCGCUACAUCACACGCUGAAUCACAGUCUACUACUGCUUACGAAAACACAACAUCCAAACUAUCUGAAACCCAAUCUACCAGCACAUACCAAUCCACAUCAAACACACCCACUGCAUCCACUUUCACUGCAUCCUCUCCAAACACGGCCACACUCACUGAAACCCCCUACACAAACAUAUCCAACGCCACCUACACUUAUAUUCACAGCGCCACCCCAACAAGCAUUCCCUCUGCAACUAACACCGCAACAGAAACACACACGCAAUAUCAAUCCGAAUCACAACCACAGACAAAACCACAUUCCGAAGCACAAUCCCAAUCCGAAUCACCAUCCGAAACAAUUACAAUAUACGAAACAUCACACGCACCAUACACACCAUAUCAAACACAAACACACGAGGCAACACAAACCACACUACACACACACAUUCCAACGCAAUCAUACGCUCAUACGCACACAACCAACACCGCCGCAUCACUACACACUGAAUCACAAUCGACUUCCAUCUACACAAACACCAGAUCAACACCCCAAGAAUCUGAAGUCCAGGCUACCUUCACAUACCAACCUACAUCAAACGCACCCACCGAGUCCCUCCCCACCUCCACCACAUCCAGCCCGAACACGGUAAAAAUCAGUGAAACAACUAAUAUUAAUUUGCUCAUUCCCACGUACGCUCGUAACCACAGCGCAAUUCCCACAAGCAGUCCCUACAGAACUAUCACGGCGAAUGGCACAGCCACAGUACACACGCAAUCUCAAGCAGAAUCACACUCACAACCACAAGCCCAUUCCGAAUCACAAUCGCAGUCGCAAUCCGAAUUGCUUACCGAAACUGCUACAUUAUCCGAAAGAUCACAUACACCAUACACACAUUUGGAAAGUGAAAUAGAAACGAAUGUUGUUCGACACUCGGAAACACACCCACCGCUGACUCUACUCAUUCCGAACCGUACUCUCACUUACCCUGUGACCGGCGCAUCUUUGCAUGCUCACUCACGCAAUACGUUCCACAUUGUCUCUGAAACGGGACGCGCAACUUACGCUUCUACCGGACCCGCCAUUAACACGGAAACACAAAUGCAGUCGCAAACACCAACAUUGAUUCCAUCCGAGGUCAACACUCCAACUAUGACAGGCACAUCAAAACAAAUACGCACGCAAACGCAAUCUGAAUUCGAAACCGCAGGCGCAUCUACCUCCGCUACAACAACGGAAACAGGAGCGAAGACACUAGCAGAACUUGGAACGGGAUCUGAAUCUGAAACUCAGUCCGUACCUCAAGUAAAAUCCGAGUCGGAAAGGCAAUCGGAAGCAAAAACCGAAAUGGAAGCCACGACGCAAACAAUGACAGUGACGCAAGUUCCCACAACGACCAAAAUUCAAAAAGAGAACACUGAAAUCAACACAUCACACAGUGCACCGCAUACAUACAAACAAACAGUAUAUAACGAAGAAUUCGAAACCUCUACGCAAGCAACCGCAGCCACAUAUAUAACAAAUAUUACGACCCAGAAGUACGCUACAGAGACAGUAAAAGCCUCGGAAGCCCAGGCCGGUACGAAACAGGAAACUGCAACGACACAGUAUCAGGGUGCGCACAUAAGUGUUCAGGCAGACAAGACAACACGAACUGGACACGAAGCUGAGACAACAUCCAUCAAAGGAACACAAAGCCCAAAACAAGAAGCAACAAUUGUCAAGAUUACGGGCGGUAUUACCAUUCCACUAGCCCAUGUACAGUCAGAACCAGAAGCGAAAUCAGAGGGAAUGUCAGAAACAUACAUAACCACCAAAACUGUAAAUAUCGCCAACACAACGGGAACGCACACCAACACCGCGACCGGCCCCCACAGAACUUCCGAACCAGUAAUUAAAUUAAUAAAGCCGACAGGAAGAUUGACUGCCGCCGAUACAGAAACGCGUACCUUUUCAUUAAGUUUCAGUGCUACAGUUGUGCGGACACUUGCGCACAAUGACACCACAGCCACAAUUGAAAGCAGCUCAACCGGCCAAUCGCCCAGCAAUAAUGCUAAUGGCACGGUUGUAUCUGGAUUUUACGAAAUCGCAAGAAGCACUACGAAUGCGAAUGGCACACAUUAUCACACAGAAACCAAGCUAACUAGAACCGACAUUUUCGGAGGUUCUCGUAAGUCGUCCGCUUCAAAUGGUCCCGAGAGUGAGAGGUCUAUCACUUCGGUGUACACAAUACCAAUGACUACAACAACGUCAAACGGCACAACAAUUAUGGCAAUUGGAACUAUUACUGCAAACGAGAACACACAAGCAGCUGGUAUUGGAUCCGAAAGUAUGGCUGAAGAACAAGUAGAAGGAGUCACCGUAGAGGAAGUUCAGGUUCAACCACAAAGCCAGAGACCGAACCUGAACGAAUUCCAAACAACAGAACACAUUGGAGUAGGACACAAAAUCCAAACGGACACGCGUAGGCCCCCACCCACAUACAAACACACUGCGGUUGUCACCAGCAGUAUGCCCCUUACGCAACAGCAACCAGAAGCGCAAACACAAUUGCAGCCACAAACACUUUGGAAGACAGAUAGUGGCGUGCAAGGCAAAGUUCAAACCGGCACUGAAACAGAGAUGGAAUUCCGAACAAUACUCUCCACUCGCAAGCCAACCGGGUUCAACCCUCGGACACAAGCACAGGGCAGAAAGGACUCAAACACGACAACCGCGGCUGAAAACCCAUGUCCAAUCGUCCCAAGUCACUGUGAGAAAGCGCAAAAUGCCAGUCAAUGCCCCCCCGCCAACAACCCAUGCUGUACACCGUGUUGUGCAGAGGAAUGCCGCAAGGUUGAGGUAUUACCAGUGGUGGUCAUCGUGAAAUCCUAA